This is a messenger RNA of Miscanthus lutarioriparius, 297 nucleotides long. Lineage: Eukaryota; Viridiplantae; Streptophyta; Magnoliopsida; Poales; Poaceae. The record is from the annotation of a GenBank genome assembly.
AUGAGGUUCACAUAUGUCGGUGCGGGGAGGGCGGGAGCCAGUCAUGACAUGUCGGUGCCGACAGAGUGUUUGGAGACACCAACUUAUCCGCACCUAGCAGAAGGAAAGUACUAUCUGGUCGACUCGGGAUACGCCGUGAAAAAAGGAUAUUUGGACCCUUAUCGAAAUGCAAGGUACCAUCUUGAUGAGUUCAGGGACAGCGCAGCUCCUACAAGUUAUGAGGAGCAAUUUAACUUCCGCCAUUCAAGUCUGCGCAAUGUCAUCGAAUGGGCAUUUGGGCGACUCAAAGGCAAGUGA